Chanos chanos (milkfish) is the source of this 4881-nucleotide messenger RNA. RefSeq names its product pregnancy-associated plasma protein A, pappalysin 1b (gene pappab). Gene Ontology annotation, molecular function: metalloendopeptidase activity. The record is from RefSeq and is a predicted model, not a curated record. The coding region runs from base 1 to 4881 and encodes 1626 amino acids. NCBI's taxonomy places the organism in Eukaryota, Metazoa, Chordata, Actinopteri, Gonorynchiformes, Chanidae. Gene Ontology annotation, biological process: proteolysis; cell surface receptor signaling pathway. The transcript has 22 exons.
AUGAAACUUCUGCUUUUUUGCUCGUGGUUUCCAUGCCUUUUGAUUUUUAUCAUGUGCUUGGGAUCUGAGUCCGGGACUGUUCGUAGGACGGUGAGAUCUAAAAGAGACUUGGUGCGCAUUAGGGAAACCAGAACUACCUUACCAGGAGCUUGUGCCACACGUUUGCCUCGGGGCAAGCGUUCUCUGUCCGGGAUGGAUCGGCGCUCGCCUCCCCUGCACUCUCGUUCCUCUCAGGCUGGUGAGAACACUCCAGGUCGGCGAAAGAGUGUUUACUUUACCGGCAGAGGAGACCAACUACGUCUGAAACCUGGUGUGGAGGUACCGCGGGGCAAUUUUACUCUGGAAAUGUGGAUCAAACCUGAAGGGGGUCAACGUUCUCCUGCUGUAAUUGCAGGUCUGUAUGAUAAAUGCUUCUACGCCUCCAGCGACCGAGGCUGGCUUGUCGGAAUCAGGGUGAUGAGUGACCAAGGCAACCGGGAUCCACGUCUUUUUUUCUCUCUCAAGACAGACCGGGCCCACAAAGUCACCACCAUUACCUCCAAUGCACCCUACUGGCCCAACCACUGGUCCCACUUGGCAGUGACGUACAACGGCUUCCACAUGAAGCUGUUUGUGAAUGGAGCUCAGGUGGGCGUCAGCAGGGACCAAUCAGGUGAGAUCUUUAGCCCGCUCACCAAGAAGUGCAAGGUGUUGAUGGUUGGCGGGAAUGCCCUCAACCAUAACUACCGCGGAACCCUGGAACACCUGAGCCUAUGGCGUCGGGCCUUGACACAGCGUGAGAUCAUCGGGUACAUGCGAGGUCAUAUCCCUGACGAUCCAGAUGACCUCUCCCAGUUAGUGGUCCAUGAGAAUUUUGAAACCACCUUUAGGAAGUGGUUGAGCGUGAAAGAUGGCAGUUACCCCGAGGUGGAGUUCUCCGACCGGCCUGGAACUGUGAACCUGGGGGCAUCCAUGGACACGUCGCUAGACCCCCCACCAUGUGGUCAGACGAUCUGCGAUAACGUCCAAGUGAUCACAAACUACAAUCAAUACUGGAGCUUCCGCAAGCCCAAGACGGUGCGUUACCGGGUGAUCAACGUUUAUGACGAUGAGGGACGGCGGCCUACUGUUACUGACCACCAAAUCAGCCUUCAGCACCAGCACUUGAACGAGGCCUUUCGUGUCUACAACAUCACAUGGGAACGGACGGUCCACAACGUUUACAACUCCUCGCUCAGAGAUCGACUGGUGCUUGCCAACUGCGACAUCAGCAAAGUGGGUGAUGAGGAAUGUGACCCAGAAUGCAACCACACUCUUACUGGCUUUGACGCCGGAUACUGCAGGCGUCAAACAGCUAGUUGCCCAGAGUACAAGCAAGGGAAUGGAGUCUGUGACCCUGAAUGUAAUUGGGAUAACUUCUAUUACGAUUACGGGGACUGCUGCAACCCUAAUACUACAGACGUCACCAAGACCUGUUUUAAUCCUGCAUCCCCGUACAGGGCCUAUAUGGAUGUGAAAGAGCUGAAAGAGAUUCUGCGUCUGGACGGUUCCACACACUUGAACGUCUUCUUUGCCAACUCUUCCGACGAAGACCUGGCUGGAGUUGCCACCUGGCCCUGGGACAAGGAGGCGUUAACACAUUUAGGUGGGAUUGUGCUGAAUCCUUUGUUCUAUGGCACAUUCGGUCACACGCACACCAUGAUCCACGAGAUUGGCCACAGCCUGGGACUCUACCACGUUUUCCGCGGCAUCUCUGAAGUGGAGUCCUGCAACGACGCGUGUUUGGAGACGGAACCCUCGCUGGAGACAGGCGACCUGUGUGCCGACACCAACCCCACGCCCAAGUACAAGUACUGCCGAGACCCCGAGCCGGGCAACGAGACGUGUGGUCGUCGGCACUUCACCCACACGCCCUUCAAUAACUACAUGAGUUACGCCGAUGAUGACUGCACGGACUCCUUCACCCUUAACCAAGUGGCCCGGAUGCACUGUUACUUGGAUCUCGUCUAUCAGUCAUGGCGUCCUGGCAGCAAACCGAGUCCUGUGCCCUUGGCACCUCGGUUAAUGGCGCAGGAAUCGGACUCCCUUACACUGGAGUGGUUCCCGGCUAUCACAGGCCACUUCAACGACAGAGAAGUGGGAUUAGUAUGUGCCAGAUGCACUGAGGAUAAAGUCCUCCUUCAGUAUGCAACAAAUGCCUCCUCCCCUCGUCCCUGUGCUCCCUCUGGACACUGGAGUCCCCGCGAGGCUGAGGGUCCCCCUGACGUGGAGCAAGUCUGUGAGCCAAGUGUCCGGACAUGGAGCCCUAACGCUGGUUUAGACUCGAGUAGCGUUGGUUCCCCUCCUUGUCCGCUCCAAGGCUGCAUGCUCCAGUUGGACUUCCCUUACCCCCUGGUACCAGAUUACCUCACUGUCUGGGUCACCUUCUUCUCUCCGGAGGAGACAGGCCUUCCGGCUAUCCAUAACCUCAUCCUUCUGAUGGUUGGAGGUUCCAACGUGUCCUUGGGUCCCCAGAACGUCUUCUGUGAUGUUCCACUCACACUCAAACUGGCUGUGGAUGAAGAGGUUUAUGGGGUUCAGAUCUUCACCAUGGAGCAGCACCUAGAGAUUGACGCUACCUUGUUGGCAUCCAAGCCCAACAGUCCACUGUGCCAAGCCUGCCAACCACUCCACUACCGGCUAACGCGUCAACCCCCCUUCCCUAACAAUCCCCAUGGAAUUAUCACAGCAGACCUCAGUCGACGAUACGUAGACAGGGAUGUUGUACCUGGAGUGAUGUACACCUACCACGUGCUGACAGUGUCCAGUGAGGCUCAGAGUGAAGCCUCCCCACCCCUCAGUCACCAGCUGGGAAUGCCCUACUGCGGAGACGGACGUAUCCAAAAAUACCUGGGAGAAGAGUGUGAUGACAUGAACUCUGCCAACGGUGAUGGAUGCUCUAGUCAGUGUAAAAAGGAGCCUCUGUUCAACUGUGUCGAUGAGCCAAGUUUGUGCUACUUUUACGAUGGCGAUGGCAUGUGUGAGGAUUUCGAGCGUGAGACAAGCGUGAGGGACUGUGGCCUUUACACACCCAAUGGUUUCCUGGACCAGUGGCCUACAGGAGUGGAGGUGUCUAAUGAGGAGAGAUUACAUUGCCCGGCCGAGGUGGCUGUUGGCUAUCCAGCAGUGACAAAGUCCUGUCAGUCCAAGGUGUUUGAUCUUUCCAAUGGCGUCUCACAGUACGCCUGGUUUCCUUGUGAAGAGGCCCAGCAGGACACAUGGAACACACAGUACUGGCUGAAGGCAUAUUACUCUCACCCAAUGGUGGCUGCAGCAGUUAUAAUCCACCUCGCUGCAGAUGGAACAGGCUACACGGACCAGACGCAGUGCAAUAUCACUGUUGAACUAGUGGACACUAAAGAGCAAACACACAAUCUAGGUGACUGGCGCUUGAGUUGCCGUAGCAACCCCCUGGUGAUUCCAGUGACUCAUGACCUCAGCGUGGCGUUUUAUCGAACCAAGGCCAUUGUCGUGCGCUUCACCUCACCCCUGGUGGCCAUUUCAGGCGUAGGCUUACGCUCCUUCCAGUACUUUGACCCCAUCACCAUUAGCGGAUGUCAGAGCAAUGAGAUCUACAACCCCAUGGGUCAAAGCUGCGUCCAUUACUCUUGUGAUGCCAUCGACUGUCAGGAACCGUUAGUUCAGAACGCGGAAAUGAAAUGCAGCAGCCCGGGCUACUUUAACGGAGUGCGAUGCACCAUCACCUGUAACCGUGGAUACACGCUCAAGAUCCAUAGAGAUGAUGACAUCAUCAAGACACAGUCAGACUCCACGGUAACCCUUACCUGUGCUGACGGGAAAUGGAACAAACAGGUCACCUGUGAGCCGGUUGACUGCGGUCGCCCGGAUAAGUACCACGUGCACCCGGCUGUCUUUGAGUUUCCUGAAGGCACCACCUACGGCAAGAGGUGCACUUUCCAGUGCAAGGAACCGGCUCAGCUCGUGGGCACGAAUAAUGUGUUGACGUGCAUGGAGGACGGAAUGUGGUCCUUCCCGGAGGCCCUGUGCGAGCUGCGCUGUCCAGCACCUCCCCCUGUCCCGAACGCGGUGCUGCAGACCAAACGCUGCAACACCACGGGUCUCAAAGUGGGCUCUUUCUGCAAAUACAAAUGCAAGCCCGGCUACCACGUCGCCAAUGCCGACAAACUCAAAAGGAGAGCAUUUAAACGACAGUGCACCGAGGACGGCAGUUGGCAGCCCGGGUCAUGUGAACCGGUGACAUGUGACCCUCCGCCUCCCAUCUUCCACGGAACAUAUCGCUGCACCAACGGUUUCCAAUUCAACAGCGACUGUUGGAUCGACUGCGACGGUGACAACCACACGGGUACGAGCACCAACGUGAUCCGAUGCAGAAAAGACGGAAACUGGACCGGGUCGUUUCGACUUUGCCCUCACAUAACUGGACAGUGCGCGCUCCCUGUCAACCUCAAUCCAAACAUUUACCUCAACUGUAAGAACAAACAUAACAUUGGAGAGGAGUGUGAACUGACCUGUAAAGAAGGAGGCAGCAGUGUGGUUAUCCUUCCCAGAAAUUUGACCGUGGAAGCUGUAAUGAAGGACCACUGGAGAAACCCUCCAAAAGUCAAGAGUAUUAUAUGCACAAUGGGGUUGAAGUGGUACCCAAAUCCAGAGACUCUUCAUUGCAUUAAAGGCUGUGAGCCGUUCAUGGGGGACAAUUACUGUGACGCCGUCAACAAUCGGGCUUUUUGUAACUACGACGGGGGCGACUGCUGCCACUCCACUGUGAAAACGAAAAAGGUAAUCCCAUUUCCCAUGACAUGUGAUAUUCGGGAGGACUGUGCUUGUCGGGAUCCGAAUGCCCAGGAAAACAGCAAAGGGCUCCGACAUCGUUCCCUGGGCUGA